AUGGAGGGAGUUUCUCGUCUUAUCAAGGUUCAGUUUCCAUACUAUCUCAAAUCUUUACCGAUCCCCUCUACUUUCGGCGGAUUUGCAAAGCUUUCCGGCAAUGAGUGGGUGCAGCUGGUCCCUUUUGUAGUUACGACCUCUGUAGUUGUUUACUUGGUUAUUUCAGCGAUCCUACCUUCGAAUUCCAAGCCGUCGAAGAAGGCAGAUGCGGAUUGGGUGAACAAGACAAAGCAGAAGGAAAAAGAUAAAGUGGCCGAUAUUAUUCAAAUAGAAGAUUUAGGAGAAAAGACCGCUUUCUGUCGUUGUUGGAAGUCGAAAACGGUUUGUGCGAAUCACAUUUUUUGUUUUUGAUCUCAGGGGUCUGUGCCAUUAAAUAUCCUCGCCCUAACCCCCUUCUUCCCGCUUAUUGAGGACAAAAAUGUAUUUAAAUACAUAACCUUAAUUUUAACUCGAAUUUUAGAGCAUCUACAAUAUUCAACUGAUAUCUUUGAGCAAAAAAAUUAAGGUCUGUAAAACUGGUAGUUAAUGAUACUAUUCUCAGGGGACUCCGUAAUAAAAUAGCCUCAAAGUCUAUUACGUAACACGCUUGUGCAUUGUGGGCUUCUUAUUCAAGGUCAGUUUCUCUUCCCAAUAGCAUGCUCAGUCUUUUUGAUGUUCCCUCCACUUAUGUAUGUGCUCCGCCCACCUCCCUGGAAUGAUGAACUAACACCCACUCAGUAACACUCCCCGCUCCUACCACCUUGGGCUGAGUCUCCCAUAUCAUAAUCAUUAAGGCAUUGUUUGCAGAUACUGAUCAAAUGUAUCAAGACUUUGUACACAUCUCUUAAAAUCAGGAAAAGUUGAGUUUCACGCCCCAAGAAAGACAAAAUCAAACUACCAACACAUUCCCCCUGCAGAAAAAGAGAACAUAUGUCUUAAAGAAAUCAAAUGUAUUAACAUUUUCACCCACCCCCUUCGAAAUUGUAACCAGGAGCGGAUCCAGGAUUUUAAAUGGGGGUUGGCUGAUACUAAUCGGCCUCCAAUAAUAUUUUAUAUGUUAAUUUAUUGCGAGUUGUCCUAUGAUUGUCCCAAAACAUGGCGAUUUAGGAAGGACGAAGGCUGGUUGGCCUCACAAGGCUUUUUGGGACCCACACGUUUCUAUAUGCUUUGUGACCAACGUAUUUUCAUUUGUUUUUUCACGUAUGAUAUUUUUUGGUGGGCUAUUCUAAAGGGGAGUGGCUAGCCACCUGAACCACCCCUGGUAACCCCCUUACCCCAGGAUUCCUUUGCCUCCAAUGAAAGUUAAUCAAACCUGAAUGAAUCAAUUGUGUUCUGAAACCCUUUAACCCAUAAGAGUGAUCACCAUCCAAACAUUAAUUUCACAAGUAUAACAAAAAUGAUCACUUGAUUGCUAUGCAAAGUAUUGUCAGUUCCACAGGAAAAGUACAGUUCAAUAACUUGAACUUGGAUAACUCGAAUUCCCUGCUAACUCAAACUGAAUUCCCUUCACUUGAACUGUUUUUUGUUUCCCUUCAGAGUUCAAGAUACCAGGGUUCUACUGUAUUAAGAACAACUAUGAAGAUACUGAAUUCUGUUCUAUGAGUUUUAGCAGGCUCAAAUCAGUGAAGUAACAGGUUUUCUCCUUAUUUUCAGUUCCCACUCUGUGAUGGAAGCCACAAUCAACACAACAAGGAAACUGGUGACAAUGUUGGCCCCUUAGUGUGCAAGCGAGCAAAUCCAUCUUCAUAAUGUGUCUGUCGUCGUUAUAAGGAAACAGCAAUUUGUGUUUGGUUUAUGUUGACUUUAUUUUCAGUUUUACAAUUAUGUACUUGUAAUACAUCAUGUUCUGUCAACAUGUACGUUAUGCUAGUAAUUACAUUAACUAAAGGGUGUACUGUGGAUGUAUGAACUUUCAUCAAGGUCCAUAUCUGCUUUUAAAGAUUUUAUACAAUAAGCAAUAUUCUUUGCUAAAUUUUCCAGGAAGUGCAAAAUUAAAAAAAUAAUGGACAAAGGUUAAUGACUCUAGUUUGUUGUUCCUGCUUUCUAGUAUAUUGCAAAGAACCACUAGCAUUUGUUUAAGUCAGGGUAAAUAAAAUGAAAAAGUCGAAGUAUUUUUGUGUGGCAGUGCUGAAAAAUAAUGGACAAAGGUUAAUGGCUCUAGUUUGCUUUUUGCUGCUUUCUAAUAUAUUGCAAAGAACCACUAGCAUUUGUUUAAGUCAGGGUAAAUAAAAUGAAAAAGUCGAAGUAUUUUUGUGUGGCAGUGCUGAAAAAUAAUGGACAAAGGUUAAUGGCUCUAGUUUGCUUUUUGCUGCUUUCUAAUAUAUUGCAAAGAACCACUAGCAUUUGUUUAAGUCAGGGUAAAUAAAAUGAAAAUGUCAAAGUAUUUUUGUGUGGCAGUGCUGAGACUGUUUGCAGAACUUGAACUACUGUCUUUGUCAGAUUAGCCUCGAUCACGAUUACGAUAGCCGGAAACGAUAACGUGAGGUCGUAAAAUCGUGACGAUUUUAAUCGGGCAAAAAAUCUCUUGUUUCCCAGAAACGGUUAGUGAUCCAAAUUUUGGGGGCACGAGUCGUCUGCGUCUUCGCCUGUCUUCACCUUGCACGUUGAAUUAGCGUAAGAAAUAACAGAGCGAUAAAAGGAAAAAACAUCUCUUUGAUCUGCUAGAUCCCUGCGCAUCUUACCA
Molecule: messenger RNA, 2662 nt
Organism: Porites lobata
Lineage: Eukaryota; Metazoa; Cnidaria; Anthozoa; Scleractinia; Poritidae
Source: the annotation of a GenBank genome assembly